Oncorhynchus gorbuscha (pink salmon) is the source of this 3611-nucleotide messenger RNA. Its product is annotated as polypeptide N-acetylgalactosaminyltransferase 5-like. Bases 542 to 3115 code for a protein of 857 amino acids. The transcript is spliced from 10 exons. Gene Ontology annotation, cellular component: Golgi apparatus. The record is from RefSeq and is a predicted model, not a curated record. Lineage: Eukaryota; Metazoa; Chordata; Actinopteri; Salmoniformes; Salmonidae.
AAGUGCAAAGUUGAAAUGUGUCGUAGACGGGAGGUACUUCCACGACAGAAUAGGGGUAAAUGUGGCUAAGAAUUGAAUGGAUGUCUGUGGUUUUCUCAUUCUCUUCAAGGAAAUUAUGUAAUUUCUCAUUCAAAGACAUUAGUAGAGGGCAAGUAACAAAAUGCAAUCUAAAAGCAUUGCAUUCCCAGAAAAGUGGACAGCGCAUGGAUAAGCUACUUGAUACAUUGUAACAAUCAGGGAAGUAAAUGGACAGCAUGGAAUUUCACAAGUAAGUUUUACUGAUACAUUUUUGCGUUAUUGUUUAUGGGUUUUUUUUUGCUACAGAAUGCACACUAGUUCAAUUAAGGAUAUUUGACAGAAGAUUCCCGAAAGUAGUUUGGCCAAAGCAAUCUUCUCGGCGUAGAAUGCCACGCAGGCAAUAGCCUACUACUACUAUCCAAACUAAAGAAACGAAGUUGAAUGGGGGUUGAUAAGUAGGCUAUGACCCGCGAAUGCAUUAGUAAGAUACUGUGACAUUAUAUCUAGAUUUAGGCCAACUAAAAUGAGGGCGAUAAAGAUAAGGAAAUACUUUAGGGGUAGUGGGAGGGUACUUGCAUUUGUUUUCAUUGCAUCUAUUAUUUGGCUGCUGUUCGACAUGGCAGCGCUUCGCCUGUCAUUAAAUGACGUUAACAGCCAACUUUUAAAAGAAAGCGUAGUAAAGGAAAGGCAGGUUGUCAGACAGCAGGCCACGAAACGUACUAAGUUAGUGCAUAGGGGGUUUAAAAAUCCAGUACAGAGAGUAGACUUGGACCUGGAUGAGGCAGGUAAUAAAGAUCCACUCCAGGAUGAAAAUAAAGUCCUUGAAGUGUACAGGAAGCGAGGACCCGCUGUCAAAAAUGACCCACAGUUUAUGGACAAAGUAAACUCGCAUGAGCAACAAGGAGGGAAUGUCCAACCAAAGUUAGAACAUGCUGUCAUCUUUAAGCAUAACCAAAUCGAGCCUGUGCAUCAUGUCACAGCACACUUGAGUGUGCCUUUGAAUACGAAAGCACCUGUCAAAGAUCCUUUGCCCGUCAAAGAUGUGUCAAAAAAGGCAGUGGACUUGGUGCUGGAGGAUGGGAAAGUAGGACCUACGGAGAGGGAUAAGAUUGUGGCAUUCCCUGCAGCAGUAGGCUCGAACUUUACCAAAGUGCCACCUGGUGUUCAGGAAGGAAAACAUGUUGAAACGCCUGCCUCAAAAAAUACAGGAGGGAACCAAGAGGGAAAUAUAGACCUAGUGCAAAAAGGCAAAGAAAAUAUUGACUCCAAGACACAGAAGAAAGUCAAAAACUCACUUGAGCCUGGCAAACAAGAAAGCUUUAUUAAAGACAAAGUUGCAGUGGACUACACAGUUAAACCUGUCAAAAAUGAUCUACUAAAAGGAGAAGAGGUGAUUGUCAACAAAGAGGACAAACAGAUCAAUGAGCUUGAUAAAGGUAACCCUGAAGCCCUAAAGGAGUCCUUACCACCUACAGCAAAGCCAAAACGCCAACAAGGAGUUCCCACAAAUUCCACAGUUGUUCGAAACACAGGCGUCCACAAAGUGCUGGCAUUAGACAUGACCCAAGCGCCUAGAGAUGCCAACGCAAUUGGGCAAUUUGGGCAAGCAGCCAUGGUGCCCAGUGACAAAGAGCAGGAGGUGAGGAACCGUUGGAAUGAGGGCCAUUUCAACGUCUACCUGAGUGACCAGAUCCCUGUGGACAGAGCCAUCCCAGACACCAGACCUCAUACGUGUUCUGAGAGUGUGGUCCAUGAUUAUUUGCCCACCACCAGUGUGAUAUUCUGCUUUGUGGACGAGGUGUGGUCCACUUUGCUCCGGUCUGUCCACAGUGUCCUCAACCGGUCUCCACCACACCUUCUCAAAGAGAUCAUCCUGGUGGAUGACUUUAGUGCCAAAGAAUAUCUCAAGGACCAUCUGGAUGUGUACAUGUCCCAGUAUCCCAAAGUACGGAUCGUUCGUCUGAAGGAGAGGCAGGGUUUGAUCCGAGCUAGGCUGGCAGGAGCCGCCAUUGCCAAAGGUGACGUUUUGACCUUUCUUGACUCUCAUAUCGAAUGCAACGUGGGCUGGCUGGAACCUCUGCUGGAGAGAGUGUACAUGGACCGGAGGAAAGUGGCCUGCCCAGUCAUCGAAGUCAUCAGUGACAAGGAUUUGAGCUAUGUGUUGGUUGACAACUUCCAAAGAGGCGUGUUCAAAUGGCCCUUGGUAUUUGGGUGGAGCACGUUAUCAAAGGACACCAUCAAGAAGAAUCACAUGAAGGAUUCAGAUCCCAUCAGAUGUCCUGUCAUGGCAGGAGGCCUUUUCUCCAUCGAUAAGAAGUACUUCUAUGAACUGGGCUCUUAUGAUCCUGGCCUGGAUGUAUGGGGUGGAGAGAACAUGGAGAUCUCUUUUAAGAUUUGGAUGUGCGGAGGUGAGAUCGAGAUCAUCCCGUGUUCCCGAGUGGGCCAUAUUUUCCGAGGCGAGAACCCGUACAAGUUUCCCAAGGACAGACAGAAGACUGUUGAGCGUAACCUGGCCAGGGUGGCAGAGGUGUGGCUGGAUGAGUACAGGGACCUGUUCUACGGCCAUGGAUACCUCCAUCUGCUGGAUAGGAGUAUCAUCGACAUCGGCAACCUCACAGACCAGAUCGAACUCAGGAAGAAGCUUGAGUGCAAGAGCUUCAAGUGGUACCUGGACAACGUGUACCCAGACAUGGUCGCUCCACUGGUCAAAGCUGAGGGGCUGGUUUUCAAUCGUGGAGUCAGAAAAUGCCUCGCUCUGCAGGAUGGCUCCCUUGCCUUUGAGACAUGUGAUCUCAGCAAGCUGAGUCAACACUUCAAUUACACCUGGAUGAGGCACGUUCGCCAGAAGGAUGUCUGUGUCACUGCUCAUGGCAAAGGGACCAGUCUGGCUCUGCAGCCGUGUGACAACACCAAGCCACAGCUACGAUGGCUCCACAAGGCCGCCAACUCUGCUCUGGUGGAGCACCUCAUAGCGGAGCAUAGUCCCCGGCGUCUGUGCCUGGAGGCUGGGGCUCUGGAUGACAGCAUACAGCUGAAGGAGUGCCAGUCUACCAGUCCCUACCAGAAGUGGCAGUUCACACAUUACCACACUGUGUGAUGGGAGUACAGGGCUACAGCACUGUUCCUGCAUUAGAGAUUGACACUAAAGUACUUGACUGUACUAUAUGCAUUUGGAUGUGUUCAGUGUAUUUCUGCAAUGGGAUAUGCAUGGUGCUGCUGGUAUGUUGGUGUGAGGGUGGUGUUGGGACGUGCAAUGCUUUUUUACUUCUCCUUUUUAUCAUGAUCAAGCUUCACUUGGAAUUUUUAAUUUUUGCAUGACUGAGGCCCCGGAAUGAUUUGAAAGGACAGCUGAUACACAGUGUAAUUACAGUUGUGUAUUUGAUGGCAUAGUUUACUGGUGUAGGCUAUACAAAUAAAUAAUAGUUGCAUACUCGUAUACAGUGGCUUAAAGAAGUAUUCACCACCACCCCCCCCUUGGCAUUUUUCCUAUUUAGUUGCCUUACAACCUGGAAUUAAAAUAUAUAUAUUUUUUUAUUUUUUGGGGGGGGGGGUUGUUGUAUCAUUUGAUUUACACAACAUGCCUACCACUUUGA